AACCCUUGUCACGCAAUAAUUUCCCUUAGUCCUCUAUAAUUUCUCCUCCCGAGAGUAAGUGAAUAGCAGAAAAGCUAAGGUCAGGAAAAACAGAAUGUCGCUCGCCAAAGCUGUUGUUUUGGAUAAUGGGUCUGAUACAAUCAAAGCGGGAUUUGCUAAAGACGAGUCUCCUCAAGUAGAGUUUACCUCCGUCGUUGGUCAUCCAAAGUACGCGAAAUUACAAGAACAAGCAGAUCGCGAAGAUCCGCUCGUCGGAAAUGGUGCCUUGGAUAAGAGGGGCGAUCUGGAUCUUACAUACCCAGUCAAGAACUCGAUCAUAACUAACUGGGAGGACAUGGAAACGAUCUGGCAUUACACUUUCGCCCAGCUGGGUGUAAGUCCCGAACAACGCCCCGUUCUUCUGACAGAAGCCCCAUUUAAUCCACAAGUAAACAGAGAGAAGACAACAGAGAUCAUGUUCGAGACCUUCCAUACACCAGCGAUGUAUUUAGCUCCAGCACCUGUCCUGUCUCUCUACGCCUCUGGCCGUAAGGAUGGUAUCGUCCUCCAGAGUGGUUUCGGCGUCAGUUACGCCGUCCCUAUCAGUGAAGGUUUCGCUCUUCGCCAGAACGUUUCGAGUCUCGAUUUGGCCGGUACGAAUUUGACAGAUUAUCUCACAAAGAUUCUGGGCGAACGGGGCAAGACUCUAACCGAGCACAGAUUAGCAAGAGAUGUUAAAGAGAGGCUUUGCUAUGUCGCUCAGGACUUUGAAAAGGAGAUGAGUACUGCUGCCUCUGAUCCGAGCUUGCAGAGAAGCUAUGAACUCUCUGAUGGCCAGUUUGUCACUCUUGGCGACGAGAGAUUUAGAUGUCCCGAGGUUCUGUUCCAGCCCUCCAUGGCUGACAAUAGUUUAGCGUUGUCACCCGGCAUCCAUCAGCUCGUAUUUGAGUCCAUCGUGAAGUGCAACGAAGACAUCAGAAAUGAAAUGUACGCCAAUAUUGUCUUGUCUGGUGGCUCCACUAUGUUCAAAGGAAUUGCUGAAAGAGUGCAGAAGGAGAUCACUGGACUCGCCGGGGCUUCACCUACAAGAAAGGUCAAGAUCAUUGCUCCUCCUGAGCCUAAAUACUCUGCAUGGAUUGGGGGAUCAAUCCUGGCUUCGUUAUCGGAUUUUCAGUCCAUGUGGAUCUCUAAGCAAGAAUAUGAUGAAGAGGGCCCCGCUGUUGUCAACCGCAAAUGCCUAUAGCUAUUAAAAAAAUUUGAACCCGUCCAUGAUUCUGUACGGCGUUGGCUUUGAGUUGUUGAUGAAUAUAGACAAAACUUGAUCUAAUGAAGAAUAAUUUAGAUGUAAACAGAAAGAUUUGUUUCAGUGUCUAUGUGUUAACUCUAAAAUGAUCACCAACUGAGGUACUUCUUGAUCCAUGUGCAAAUUCACCUUGUUAACAUAAAGGAAAUAUACAGAGAACAGUAUGGAGAAUAUACUUAGUUAUCAGGUUGCUGUGUUUACUGAAGCCCUUCCCACCAUGCCACUCCUCAAAACAGAUCUCCGAACGCGACUGAAUUUAAAAAACGGCAAACAAAAACAAACAAAUAAUAACAAGAAAAAAUGACCUUCGUUGCAAGAAAGUAAAUCAUAAGUACAAUACGUAUAAAAAAUUUGGCGCAAUUCCAAAGAUAAGGCUGCAUGGAAUCUUUUAUAGAUCGAUUUCCAGCAAAAGAAUACUUAUUUUUAGGCUUUCGUCGAUCUCAGGUCCAGUUGAUACCAAGUAGUUUAAUUUCCAGUCGCUAUUUUGGAGAUGAGUUUUGGCCGGGAGUGGUUAAUCUGAAAUUGUAAUGACCCAAAAAUCGCUAGGCAGGUAGCCGACUGAGUGACAGUUCUACCACUCAUGCAUGUUAAAACAUGACGUUCAAACAGGUGGUAAUCAGGGAUAGGUGAAUUGAUAGAUCUAAAUACUGAAACACUCGCACUUUUUGUUUCUUAACAAUUAAUAAAUAGAUUAUCCACAAACGAAUCCUUUCGUUUUGCCCUCACGAAAUCGCAGUUAUUCUUUUAGCCGUAAAUUCUUCCCUUUUGCAUUGGUUACCGCAGCAACGUGACAACUACGGGUGCCCUUCAGUCGAAAAUGUAAAUUGUAUGAUCGUAAUUUUUUGUUUCGUUAAUGAAUCGAUUCCAUCGACGAAAGCCAAAUCAUCUCGCAAUCUACUGUUUUAUCAGUUGUUCAUCAUUUUCUAUUUUUCCUAUCUUCUAAUGGCGCCAGAUUGAAAAAUCCUCGAGCAAUAAACCGACGAAUUACAAAAUUGUGUCGGUUGAUGUUUAACGUAAGCUUUACGACCGUACCAACUAUAAAGGCCGCUGGCACGAGAUUUGCCUUUGCGUUGUAAUGUUUAUAUUUUUCCUCAAAUAAAAGUCAUAGAGGUUU
Molecule: messenger RNA, 2396 nt
Organism: Pocillopora verrucosa
Lineage: Eukaryota; Metazoa; Cnidaria; Anthozoa; Scleractinia; Pocilloporidae
Product: actin, cytoskeletal 1-like
Source: RefSeq, a predicted model, not a curated record